AUGAGCUACAAAAUUUUAAGAAUUAAUUUCUUUUUAAUUUAACCAGUGAAAACAUCUCUUUGUUUUGAUCACCAUCAUGUAUGUCGUUGAAAUCAAAUUAAAUUUAUUUAAUUUUCUUCAUCAUACGCAGCAAUUUUCUAAUUAAAACUCCCUUCUCUCUCCCCAUCCUCUGUCUCUCACACACAAACACCAAGAAAUGGAGAUAUUACAGAAAUCAGUUGCAGUAUGUUGUGCAGUUAUUUUCUUGAUUUAUGCAUGGAAAAUCUUGAACUGGGUUUGGUUUAGGCCAAAGAAGCUUGAGAGAUGCCUCAGACAGCAGGGUUUCAAUGGAAACUCGUAUAAGUUGUUGUUUGGAGACUUCAAGGAGAUGAUGAUGAUGGCAAAUGAUGCUAAGUCGAAGCCCAUCAAUUUCUCUAAUGAUAUUAUGCCCAGAGUAAUGCCCUUCAUCCAAAAAGCUGUCCAAAACUAUGGGGAGAAUUCCUUUUUAUGGUUUGGGCCAAGACCUGCAGCACUUAUCACGAACCCGGCUUUGCGCCCACUUAUUCCUCACGACUUUUUGUCGUGUCCCCCAAAAUUCAAACUCAUAACAUUUUCUUUAAGUAAGAUUUAA
This is a messenger RNA of Olea europaea var. sylvestris, 610 nucleotides long. RefSeq names its product cytochrome P450 CYP72A219-like. Lineage: Eukaryota; Viridiplantae; Streptophyta; Magnoliopsida; Lamiales; Oleaceae. The record is from RefSeq and is a predicted model, not a curated record. Gene Ontology annotation, molecular function: monooxygenase activity. The transcript is spliced from 3 exons. Bases 197 to 610 code for a protein of 137 amino acids.